Carya illinoinensis is the source of this 558-nucleotide messenger RNA. RefSeq names its product copper transport protein ATX1-like. The record is from RefSeq and is a predicted model, not a curated record. The transcript is spliced from 3 exons. Gene Ontology annotation, molecular function: metal ion binding. NCBI's taxonomy places the organism in Eukaryota, Viridiplantae, Streptophyta, Magnoliopsida, Fagales, Juglandaceae. The coding region runs from base 147 to 386 and encodes 79 amino acids.
GCUCGACCAUCUUCCAAGAUUUCUCCUUUAGCUUCUCUAUAUAAAUCAACGACCUAUGCCAACGCUUCCUUGCAUAGAAAAAACUACUUCUCAGGGUCAAUCUCUCUCUCUCUCCCUCAGUUCACCACCUUCUAAAAUCCAUAGCCAUGUCUCAGACAGUUGUUCUCAAGGUUGGUAUGUCAUGUGAAGGUUGCGUUGGGGCCGUGAAAAGGGUUUUGGGAAAAAUGGAAGGUGUAGACUCCUAUGAUAUUGAUUUGAAGGAGCAGAAGGUGACAGUGAAAGGCAAUGUGCAGCCUGAGGCAGUUCUGCAGACUGUUUCAAAAACUGGAAAGAAGACUAGCUUCUGGGAAGCUGGAGAACCAGCCGAACCUGUGGCUGCAGCUUAAAUCUUCACACUGCCUACUUCUUGUUAUAUGUAGUCUAUAAAUCGAUUAUAGCUUGUUGAACUUAUAUAGCACAAUAUCAUGUGUACCUAUGCAGUUUGACCUUUGAUCUUCAGCAAAAUCCGAACUCAGUAAUGAAUAAUUAAUGUAACACUGCCUCUUGUUGGAUUUUGAA